This is a messenger RNA of Vitrella brassicaformis, 1967 nucleotides long. The record is from the annotation of a GenBank genome assembly. NCBI's taxonomy places the organism in Eukaryota, Vitrellaceae.
GGAAAUAGGGCAGAAGGGGAGGUUACAGGGUGGCGCCCCAGCCCCACUGGACCUUCCUUGACCAAGUUCUUGACCGGCAUGAUCCAUUCCAUUCCCACCCGUCGUUGGGGUCCCAUCAUUGAGUAUCAUCGCGCUGACGGUGAACGGACAGGUACUUCCUGUACGUGCGGGGCAGAUCAGCUCUAUGGUUUGCGUGCAUUUGUCUGUCUGUGUCGGUGCCUCCAUGCAGGUGGGUGUGACUCGGCCUGAUGGCCCGGCCAUCGUCUGCCGCAUCCCAAGCACCACCUGCUAUGCCGCCCGGGUGCUUGGGGCUCGAUGACGUCGACAUCGUCCCCGGUAGGGGCGUCACUGGUGUGACUCAGCAGCUGAUGGAGGGCUGCAUUCGGCGCACCUUCACAUUCGGCGCCCAAGUCACAUCGCUGAUCCGUGAGAGAGCUUUCCCGGGAGCCAGCGGCAGCCUUCGAGUCCGCGGCACCAGAGGCACUCACAGCAUGUACAGCUGCCUGUGUUUCGCCAUCGACAGCCCAACGAACCGCCCAUUCCUCUACGCGAGCGGCGCUCGUAAGCAAAAGGUGCCGGUGGUGCUGCCGCAGUGGUCCUCCCGUCAGCUGCAGCGUGACGUCAUCAAUGCACUCAUCGACGGCGGGGCGGACAUCAAUGCGGCCGGAGGGGAAGAGCGGCUCCUCAAGAUGGGCAUUGCGGCGGGCAAUCUGACGGCUGUGGAGGUCCUCCUGGAGCGGCAGGCCAACGUGCGGGGAUUUGGGCCACUAGUGAUGGAGCUUCCAGACAUGCUCGAUGCUGCCCCUUCCGUCACUCGUGAGUACGAGGCCGCCCUCAUUUCGGUGUACCGCCGCCUCAUCCGACACGACAGCACACUGCCAGCCGAAUGGUCCGUUUAUGGAAACAGUCUGGUGCAUCUGGCGGCCACGGCCCCCUCCAUCUUCUCCCAGCAAGUCAUCGACCAGUAUCUGGACCUCAUAACCAGCCACGGUGUCGACACGACGGCAGCAAACCACGCGGGCUUCACGCCACUGCACAUCGCAUCGCGCGGCUCCCCCUGUGUGGCCGAGUGGUUGUGCCGGCAGCUCACAGCCGACGACGUCAACAGAGGAAUGCCGAACCAGCCUCAUCGGACACCCCUCGCCAUCGCUGCCGAUGAUCUCAUCCAAGAGCAGCAGCAGCGGCAGCUGGGAGAGGGGCGGGCAAGAUACAUCCGCAACUACAAGACCACCAUCGGUGUGCUGCUGAGGGGCGGGGCAGCCCCAUCCAUCGCCCGCAUGCCCACCGCCACUGACAUGCAGCGCCGUCGUCGCCAGCUGGUCCUGGCCGAGUACGCCACAGUGCUGAGUGAGCUGUCCGAGGCCGUCAUGUCGGCCAUCAACGGCGCCCUCGCCCCCCAGCGCGACCACUCGAUGCUUCUCGCCCGUCUGCUGCCCCUCGCCCCCCACCACGACGGCGCCCACCCAACCCCUCCCCAUCCAACAUGGCAUUCGGCCCACACGAGGCUGAGGCCAUCGGCUGGAAGAUCGGCGCCUUCCUCCACGAGCCCCCCGCUGCUGUGGCCGCCAUCGACCAGUACCUCGUCGGCGAGUCGGUGCUGAGGCGGCGGGUGCGUGCGGCCGUCGGCCACUUCGUCAAGUCGGCGGCCACCCAGACGAGCAGCAACAGGGAGGUCGUGGGCGGGACGCGAUACCAGCAGCAGGGCGACAAGCGCGUCAAGGUGACCGUGCCGCUUCUGCAGUGCUUCGCCGUGGGGGGUCAGCAGGGUGGGCAGCAUCGGCUGCUGGGUGUCCGUGAGGUGGUGCACCGGGCCCGGCUGGACGAGGCAGCCACCCAUGGGAUGCGGCUGGUCAAGGGCUUCAACGAGCAUCUGGGCGAUCAGGACUGCCAGUUCGAGUGGGGCCAGCUGGGCCGCAUCGACAAGGGGACCGGUAUGUUUGUGUCGCUGGGCAUCGACUGACUGAGAG